This is a messenger RNA of Xyrauchen texanus (razorback sucker), 1309 nucleotides long. Its product is annotated as corticotropin-releasing factor-binding protein-like. The record is from RefSeq and is a predicted model, not a curated record. Gene Ontology annotation, molecular function: corticotropin-releasing hormone binding. Lineage: Eukaryota; Metazoa; Chordata; Actinopteri; Cypriniformes; Catostomidae. Gene Ontology annotation, biological process: hormone-mediated signaling pathway; negative regulation of corticotropin secretion; negative regulation of corticotropin-releasing hormone receptor activity. The transcript is spliced from 7 exons. The coding region runs from base 23 to 991 and encodes 322 amino acids.
CACGCGGACGUACGGAACGGAGAUGUCGACCACUUUGCGCGCGCAGUUGUGUUUCCUCCUGUUGAGCGUCACGGCUCUCCGGGGACACGCGCGCUUUCUGGACAUACAGCAGGAUAACGAGAUCAGCCCGGAAGGGUUAUUAUCUCUGCUGAGCUCUGAACUGAAGAGAGAGUUACCAGAGGAGUUUGUGUACCGCAGAGUGCUCAGAUGUCUGGACAUGGUGGCUAUAGAGGGUCAAUUCACAUUUACAGCGGAGCGGCCACAGUUAAACUGCGGUGUCUUUUUCAUCGGCGAGCCCAGUGACAUUAUUAGUAUUGAAUAUGAUUCUGUCAACAUCGACUGCAGAGGAGGAGAUUUUAUAAAGGUGUUUGAUGGCUGGGUGAUGAAGGGGGAAAAGUUUCCGAGCUCACAGGACCAUCCUCUGCCUCUGUACGAACGUUACUCUGAUUACUGCGAGACUGGAGUGGCUCGGCCAAUCGCACGCUCUUCUCAGAAUGUCGCCAUGCUGUUCUUCAGGCUCCACCAAUCAGGGAGCAGUUUCACAAUAUCAUUUCGCAAACUCAUCAACCCAUUCCCCUGCAAUGUUGUAUCUCAGACCCCAGAGGGCAGUUUCACCAUGGUAAUACCACAGCAGCACAGGAACUGCAGUUUCUCUAUAAUCUAUCCAGUAGAGAUCCAAAUUGGAGAGCUCAGUCUUGGCCAACACAAUGAUCUCAAGAGAUCCAUACCUGGUUGUGCAGCGUCUGGAGAUUUUGUAGAGCUUCUUGGAGGAAAUGGCAUGGACACUUCCAAGAUGUUCCCCAUGGUAGAUCUUUGCUACUCAUUUAAUGGACCAGCUCAAAUGAAGGUUGGUUGUGAUAACACAGUGGUCAGAAUGGUGUCGAGCGGGAAAUUUGUAAACCGGGUUAGUUUCCAAUAUCGGCUACUGGGCCAUCAAGAGCUUCAGCAAAUGAAGGGAAACAGUGUUGAAGACAUUUGUUUAAGAGCAUAAGACCUUAAGACCUUCCUCACUCUCUAUUUAUAUUGAUCUCUAUACCUCGCUCUUGUUAUGGAGAUUGGUUGAUGCCAAACUAACUUGAGUUUGAUAUUAAGGGGCCUUUGGGCACUAAUUGUAUAUUUUCCAUACAAAAUUAUUUAUUUUUUGGCUCAUCUUUUAAAUUUGUCACAUUUGUUCUUUUUAAUAUCAUGAACGUGUACAAUCUGUGGCUGAUGUUAAAUAAAAUAUGUACUUGUGUUAGUGCACAUCACUAUUUUGUUCAGCAUGUUUUAUUUUGAAGCGUAAAAUUAAAAUUGGUCACUGACUGUAGAA